Molecule: messenger RNA, 774 nt
Organism: Glarea lozoyensis ATCC 20868
Lineage: Eukaryota; Fungi; Ascomycota; Leotiomycetes; Helotiales; Helotiaceae
Product: alpha/beta-Hydrolase
Exons: 1
Coding region: 1-774 (257 amino acids)
Biological process (GO): protein depalmitoylation
Cellular component (GO): cytoplasm
Molecular function (GO): palmitoyl-(protein) hydrolase activity; carboxylic ester hydrolase activity
Source: RefSeq, a predicted model, not a curated record
AUGGCUCCUCAUGUAAUUACUCCUCAAAGGGACGCCCACACCCAUACAAUCAUACUCCUUCACGGCCGCGAUAGUAUCGCCUCAGAGUUUGCAUCAGAGUUCUUCGAGAGCCAGGCAUCAGACGAUCGCACGUUACUCGAAAUAUUUCCGACUACAAGAUGGGUUUUCCCGGUUGCGAACAUGAUCAAUUCGGCGCGCUUUGAAACGCCAAUGUCGCAGUGGUUUGAUCUGUGGUCGGUGGAAAAUCCUCAAGAAAAGAAUGAGAUUCAAAUUGACGGGUUAAGAGAAAGCGCUAGGGAGAUCUUGGAGGUUAUUCAGACUGAGAGUGCAUUGGUCUCACCUGAUCGCAUUAUACUUGGUGGGAUCAGUCAGGGAUGCGCUACUGCAAUACAUGCUUUACUUCACGGGGGAAUACGUCUUGGUGGAUUUAUCGGACUCAACAGUUGGCUUCCAUUCGAGCCAGAUACGACAACAACUUCAGGGGAUACCAAGGCGUGGACUAUGGUUGGGGACAAACUACAGUACAGCCAAAAGUUACUCGACAUACCACUUGGUUCACACCAACAUUCAUCAGCUGCACUCGAAACUCCGGUCUUUUUGUCACACUCCCAGGAUGACGAAGUUGUUCCCAUCGCGAAUGGGAUGAGAUUAUCAAACACCUUGGAAAGCAUAGGGAUGAAAGUUGAGUGGAGAGAGUAUGUUGAUGGAGGGCACUGGGUUAAUGAACCUCAAGGUGUGGACGAUAUUGUAGCAUUCAUCAAUUCAACACGUUGA